GCAGUUGCUCAAGUCGUAUUCAGCGUUGCUAAAUGUACAAAAAGAAGAAAAGUGCCAAGUUGGCAACUUGGCAUCCAUGUUGUGUGUGUCGCGGAGGGUUUUGGGUGUCAGCGGCCCAAUUGCGAAAAGCGAGGUGUCGUUUUCGUCGUGGUGUCGAGGCUCACGUUGCAGUGCCGUGACUCCACCUGCAGGCCCCGCCCCCCCUCCAGCUGUCUUUUAUCGCUCAUCACACAUUUGAAGGGAAAAACGCGUCCAACGAGAAGAAGCAGCAGCAGCAGCCUCCGCCGCCUCCUCACGGAGAAAAAAGUUGCGUCAUGGAGGACAACGCGGAAGGAGGGGCCGGACGGCGGCCCGAGUUCCCGGGACGGCUCCCGAAGAACGUCGGGCCGCGAGAACGGGCCGGACGCGAGGAACGCACAUCGGCCCGGAGCGACGACGAGCUGGAGACGACGGGCAGGAUGUUGGCGGCGCGGGAGGAGGAGCUCCUGAGCGGGGGCCGGCCCGGCGAGGAGCGUGCGGAGCGGCUGCGGCGAGACCUGGAGGUCCUGAAGCUGCGCGCCCUGACCGCAGUCCGGCGGAGCUUCGCUUGCGAUGACCCCGACGACCUCGCCGACCAGCUGAGCGGGGCGGCGGCCGCCGUGCGGCUGCAGGAGGAGCUGGACCGGCGCUGGGCGGGCGGCGGCGGCGCCCCGCCGUGGCGACCUCUCAAAUGCCUGGCCUCUCACAACGCCCUGCUCGCCGACGUGGCCGAGUCCAGGCUGGAGGAGGCCGCCCGAGACGGGGAGCGGGACGGGGCCUUGCGGCUCUCCACGCCCGUCAAGAGGCGGGUGUGCGGCAUGGGCGAGCGCGUGAAGGCCGACCUGCUGCGCUGCGCGCGCGUGCUGCAGCCGUGUUACGGGCCUCACUUGGACGUGCUCAACAUCUACGCCGCUUUGUGCGUGCGCUCGCUCUCCGCUCAGCUGAGCGGCGUCAUCCGAGGCGGCUUGGAAGCGGACGACUGCGCCUACCUGCUCUUCUGGGUCAACACCUUCUACCCUCAGGAAAUCCUGCAGCACGAAGAACUGCGCGACAAGUUAAAGACGGCGUGUCUGGGCGCUCUGCUGCGGCGGGAUGAGGUGCGGCGGCUGGAGGAGCGCUACGCGAGCAGCCAGGAGGAGCGAGUCUCCUUGUGGCUGCUUCGAGUCCUCCGGAGAGAAGAAGAAAAGUGGAGCGGCGCCGGCAUGCCGGAAGUCUUGGACGACGACUACUUCUGCCCGCUGGCCGUCGACGUCAUUCAGGUGAUAGACGGAUCCCUCGCCGACUUGCGCUGCGUCCUCGGCGACGAUGGCGCCGGAUGUCACGAGGUCGCGGCUCACCUGGAGCGCUUCCUCUUCAGGUACCAGAAGGCUUUGGGGAAGUUGGCGCGGAGGAAGGACGAGCGCGCGUCAGCGUGGAUGAAGGCUCACUCGGCCUGCGAGGAGCAACUCAGCGAGUACGUCGGAAGUCAACUGGUGGCGACUCAAAGAGGAAGAAGGUCCUGCGCUCGCGCUCAGGGCUGCGGCGACGGCUCGCGCUCGGCGCCGAUGCUCCGCCACCUGGCCAACGCGCUUCGCCUGCACCGACCGGAAGCCGUUCGGCAAGAAAUCGUGGCUUUCGCCGGGAAGUUCCCGGGCUUCAGUGAGGCGGCGCUGUCGGCGCUGCUCGCCCUCAAGUCGGACAUCUCGGCGGCAGACGUCAGCUCCAUCAAGCGCGGCGUGGAGGAGGAGCUAGCCUCCGCCAAUCGCGGGCGGGCGCCGUUGGCCUGGCUCAAAAGGAACAAAAGCGCAAGCCCUGGGACUGAAGCCACUUGAUUGCGUUUGCGUUUUUUGACAGCACAAAAUGCGUGACGGACGGACGGAAGGACGCUUUGUGCUCAUUUUGGAGUUGGGUGGGACUUGAAUGCAUUUGUCCAUUCGAGGCGCU
Messenger RNA from Hippocampus comes (tiger tail seahorse), 1941 nucleotides. Its product is annotated as tumor necrosis factor alpha-induced protein 2-like. Gene Ontology annotation, biological process: exocytosis; exocyst localization. Bases 315 to 1829 code for a protein of 504 amino acids. Gene Ontology annotation, cellular component: exocyst. Gene Ontology annotation, molecular function: SNARE binding. The transcript is spliced from 10 exons. Lineage: Eukaryota; Metazoa; Chordata; Actinopteri; Syngnathiformes; Syngnathidae. The record is from RefSeq and is a predicted model, not a curated record.